Aricia agestis (brown argus) is the source of this 1147-nucleotide messenger RNA. RefSeq lists its product as uncharacterized. NCBI's taxonomy places the organism in Eukaryota, Metazoa, Arthropoda, Insecta, Lepidoptera, Lycaenidae. The transcript has 6 exons. The record is from RefSeq and is a predicted model, not a curated record. Bases 105 to 842 code for a protein of 245 amino acids.
UUUGCAGUAGUCGUGUGUAUAUUGUAUACUAUACCUGUGGAGAACUAUAUUCCUGUGUAUAAUAGUGUAUACUUUAUUGAUGUGCAGUGUCUGUGACCGUUACAAUGAGGAUUCUAAUGUGUCUAUUAUUCGUAUCCCCCGUCUUCUCCAUCAACGUGGAUGUCCACAGCGAGUGGAAGACCGACCUGGGUUGGGAGGUGACUUGCGCCUGGCGGACGUUGGACAAUGACACCUUGCAGUCCGUGAGACUGUACAAUAAUGGACAACAGUUCAUGAUAUAUCGACCUGAGAAACACGGUCCAUCCCGCUCCGAAGUCUUUCGUGCGCCAGAUCGUGCUAUGAUCAUCAACUGUGAAACCACCAUGGAACGUGGUAGAGCGGGUCGCUGUGUCCUCAUAUUGGAGCCCUACCAGCCCCCUACAGAGGAGUUCACUUAUACCUGUGAGGUGUCCGGAGAGAGACCUAUGUUUAGAAUCGGGAAAAAAGAUUAUACUGUUAAGGUUUUGGUACCACCAACUCCUGCGCAACUAACGGCAACAGUACAGGCGCCCGCACAUGUUACUCUCAACUGCACUUCGGCAGGUCUACCUGCGCCGGGCAUACAGUGGACUGUAGGAAAAACAAAGGUUGAAGCAGACUUCACGGAGCGCAAAUGGAACGUCACAUCCAAGCUUUGGGACGUGUGGUCAUCCUUCUCUUACACUCGGACCGACAACUCGGCUGUCGUGUGCACGCCCGAGAAUUCGGUGGUCGGUGUUCCCGCCGAGUAUAAUAGCACUGGACGAGUAGUUGGUACACUUCUAUACAUAAUUUGCGGUGCCUUGUCUCUACUGCUGCGGUGAUCAAAAAACAACUUAACUGCUCAAAGGUAAAAGAUAAUAAAAGAUACUUAUACAGUUUGGUCGCAGAGCACAAGGAAUUAUUGUGAUAAUUUUUAUAAGUGCAGCGAUCGUACUGGAGCAAAUUCCACGAUUUCGAAUUUCAUUGACCAGGAUGUUAAUAUAAAAUAUUUUAUUGUUAAUAUUUUAUCCUAGACUGUUAUGUUACUUAAGUAUAACAAUGAAUACUGUUCGUUAAAAAUGUUUAAACCUCCCCAUCUUGCAAUGCAGUCACAUUACAAACAAUAAAACGACAAAAUAAUUCGUAA